Molecule: messenger RNA, 450 nt
Organism: Cutaneotrichosporon cavernicola
Lineage: Eukaryota; Fungi; Basidiomycota; Tremellomycetes; Trichosporonales; Trichosporonaceae
Exons: 4
Coding region: 1-450 (149 amino acids)
Source: RefSeq, a predicted model, not a curated record
AUGUUAAACCGCGACCCAUCUCCCUACUUUCCUGGCUCUGAGUCGCGCGACGACCUCCACGCCUCAAAUUCUCUUUCCGCACCCUCACCGAAGGCAAUGCGGAAACCCUCACCUUUCGCCUCGGAGGCCGAGCUGCGCCAUUCCUUCACAAUCCCCAUGAUCAGCGUCACCCACGCCGAGAACGACUAUGAAGGCGACGACCCUCUCUCCUCUAUGGAGACUAAAACCAAAGCGACAGAAGCACGCGCGGUCGUCGAAAGCGUACAGACUGUUCUAGAGGAGAACAUUGCGGGGAUUGACGAGUCCCCACCGUCCCUCACGAGCCGGCGCCGUGGAAGGCCGCUCCAGCCAUGGUACCGUAAGAAGUGGGUUAUCCUCGGCGCCGCGGGCGUCCUCAUCGCCAUUGCUAUUAUCGUACUCGUUGUGGUGAUUGUGGUGGAGACGCGCUAG